Cyprinus carpio (common carp) is the source of this 2157-nucleotide messenger RNA. RefSeq names its product microfibril-associated glycoprotein 4-like. Gene Ontology annotation, biological process: elastic fiber assembly. NCBI's taxonomy places the organism in Eukaryota, Metazoa, Chordata, Actinopteri, Cypriniformes, Cyprinidae. The transcript has 5 exons. The record is from RefSeq and is a predicted model, not a curated record. The coding region runs from base 1615 to 2157 and encodes 180 amino acids.
ACAUCACUUUGUAGGUGGAUCGGCUGUUAGCGUCACACUGGUUCCCCCUCGACAAUAGGAUUCUUCCAUAGGCUUUUGGAUUAUCGCAACAACAAAAAAUAAGUUCUGUGUUCAAACAUAGUUCAUGAAAUGUACAGGUUUUGUCCAUCAAGAUAAUCUUCACAAAAUAAUAUAACUUUGAUGAAUUUUGAAGCCUAAAUAUAAGCACCACAACUUAAAAGCUAAACUUAAGCACCAGGGUUGCUCGCCUUCAUCAAUCACCACCACCACACUCCCGACAACUUCAGCUUGGAUAAAUCAUCCAUCUAAAUUUACCUUGAAUGCAGGAGAAAUAUGAUAUAUUUGUUAUGAGAUAAAUUUGUCUGUGAUCUAGUUGUAAUGAGUUUUGUUGUCAGAUCAAGGCUGAACCCAUAUUCUGUGUCCUGAUGAAAAUUAGAUUGGAACGUGUGAUAUCUCGCUUCAUUUUGUGCAAUUGUCAUUAGCUGUUGCUGUUCUUUUGCAAGUUUGGCUCUUAAAUUACAGGAUACAUGACUUAUGAUUUACAUCCUCACAAUUCCCUAAUGUCUAUUCUGACAAAUCAAUUCUUUUAAUCAGCUGUUUGUUUUUUUUUGUUUUUUUUUUUGCAACAGUUCAUAUAAAUGGAUGGAGUGUAGGGUCAUUAUCAAAAUUUGGCAGCAACCUGAUCCUUGACUCUUCAGGCAGUAAAAUGAUUUCAAACAGAAAAGACUGCAUGCUUGUGAUUAUAUUUGGGGAAAAAGUACUCUUGCUGGUGUGAUAUUGCUUAACUAGCUAUUAUCACGGCCAUUCCCACACUGGCUCAUUAAAUUGCAAUCAAGUAGCUCUUAUAUUAACCUCAAACACACUGUAGUUGACUGAUCUUGUCAGUGUUUCCACACAAAGAUUGUUAACUCAUUCUCAGCCUGAUCAUGUGCCUGUUUGUUGACCUCCUCGUGUUUCUCCUUCAUUGUCUACUGAUCAGCCAUUGUUAUGUUUUCAUUUUAUUCCAUUCAUCAUUGUAUGCCAUCUGCAAUACAAUCUCAAGUUAAGUUACUUGGUUUCAUUAAUCUGUUUGCAUCUGAUACUCACCUGUUGUCUGUUUUCCUAUAAUCAGUAAAUCCUGAGAUUGAAUUCAUUUUACACCCUUGCUUGUGUUGUUCUAUUACAUCAUAUGGUAUAAAUGUGAAAACAAGAACUAUACAAUGGCAUUUUUGAUCUCAGAAUUAGAACACAAAUUCACAUUCAUUAUGUACAUUUACACUAAAACGCAGAGGAGGGGCCUGACAAUCUGAUGGAUAUAUAUAUAUAUAUACAAACGGUACAACACAAACGGUGAGUUACUGUUUUAUUCUUCAUUCACUUCACAGAACAUUGAGGCAUCUAUACAGUUCAAAAAACAGAACUAUGAAAUUGUUUAUAUUACUUUUUUAGGUAAGUCGAUUCUGUGAUUUAAUAAAGAGAGAUUGAGAAGAUGGCAGUAAGUUCAUAAAUAACUCUACAUUCAGUAAGUCUAUGUUUUCCCCUUCAUUUGUAAAGUUCAUCUCUUUCUCUGUGUCUCAUAGAAGUAGGUAUUUUUAGUGGCUUUUCUUCCAGCUGUACUGAUGAGCGAAUGCAGACAUGAUGAAGAAAUGCCGGUCGACUGUUCUGACAUUCAUAAAUCAGGACAAACGCUUGCUGGGAUUUAUACCAUUUAUCCAACAUGGAGGAUGGAUGGUGAUUCAGAGGAGAAUGGACGGCAGUGUGAAUUUCUAUCGGCCGUGGGAUCAGUACAAUAGAGGACUUGGGAAUGUGGAGGGAGAAUACUGGCUGGGGCUGGAAAACAUCUACCAAUUGACACGUAAGAAGAAGUACAGAGUGGAUCUGGAGGACUUUGAAGGAAAUAAAGUUUUCGCUCUGUACUCGUCCUUCUCUGUGGAUUGUGAAAUGGAUGGAUAUCAGCUGCAUAUUUCUGGAUUCACUGAUGGAGGAGCUGGUGACUCGUUAUCUGGUCACAAUGAUCAGAAGUUCUCCACUUUUGACAAGGGCCAAGAGACCUGGGGAAAUAACUGCGCCAAAUAUCAUCUCGGGGGAUUGUGGUACUACAGCUGUCUCAAUGCAAACCCCGAUGGUCUGUAUUUAUGGAAAGAAGAUUCCCCCCACAGCACCAUUGGUGUUGUUUAG